Messenger RNA from Glycine soja, 1833 nucleotides. RefSeq names its product transcription factor bHLH130-like. Gene Ontology annotation, biological process: regulation of transcription by RNA polymerase II. The record is from RefSeq and is a predicted model, not a curated record. Gene Ontology annotation, cellular component: nucleus. Gene Ontology annotation, molecular function: DNA-binding transcription factor activity, RNA polymerase II-specific; RNA polymerase II cis-regulatory region sequence-specific DNA binding; protein dimerization activity. NCBI's taxonomy places the organism in Eukaryota, Viridiplantae, Streptophyta, Magnoliopsida, Fabales, Fabaceae. The coding region runs from base 214 to 1566 and encodes 450 amino acids. The transcript is spliced from 7 exons.
GAAACUGCAUAAAUAUGCCACAGGUGCAAGACAAAACAAUAAUCUCUGCUUUCUAGUUUCUACUCUCACAGCUGUUUAUUUUCUUCCUCUUCUCAACUGUGUUCGUGUGUAUGCAUUUGAGUUGAAAGCCAGACUCAAGGAGCUGAAAGACAAAAGAAGAAACUUGGAUUUGAAUAAGCCAAAAUUUGAGUUACACGUAAUUGCAAAGAUAAGAUGAGUGUUAUGUAUAGUCCUGUUCUCAAUUACUCAGAUGUGGAGCAUCAGCUAAGGAAAAACCAAGACAUGGAUUCAAGUAUUGGACAUCCACAACAACACUGUCACCAACCCAAUUCUGGACUAUUGAGGUAUUGUUCUGCUCCAAGCUCAUUGCUGGCAAGCCUCAUUGACAACACCAUUCAUGGCUGUGUCAACGAGGAAUCGUUCACAAGUGAGAAUCAUCAUCAUCAUCAGCAGCAGCAGCAGCAGCAUUAUCUUCCAUCUACAAGUUCAGAAAUGGAGACCAUGUUAUCCAAAUUGCUACCAUCUAACAAUGGAUGGAGCAAUUCAGAAGCUUUGCAAGAAUUUGGAGGCAAGCCUGUGAAGCAGGAAAUAGGGGAAUCUAUUCCACAAGAGCCACCACAACAGAAUGGUUAUUCUUAUGGUGGCUCUCAGUUGAUUUACCAAUCUCAGCAAAUUCAAGGCUUGCCAAAUGGUGGAUCUUCCAGUGCUUCUGGCAGUGCUUUUGAUGGCUCUUUUGGUGUGGUGCACUCCAUGGCUUCAGAGGACUCCAUUCAAUCUAAAAUGGGUAUCAGGAAUUGCUCCAAUCUCUUUAGGCAAAAGAGUUCCCCUGCUGGAUUUUUCUCCAUUGAAAAUGAUCUUGCAGCAUUGAGAGAAGUAGGAAGCUUUAAAGCCGAUGAUGUUUCAAAUGGACUAGUUACUGCAUCAACUGGUGGGUUGCAUAGUUCUCAUACUUUCUCAUCUAGGCCAUCUUCAUGCUUGAAACGGUUGCCACAAAUAGCCGAAAAUGGAAAUGAAAGCCUAGAAGAAAAUUGUGACCAAAGUAGAAACCUAGUAAAUGACAAUGGUAGCUCAAAAUGUUACAUACCUAGCUUCACCAAUGAAUUAUGGGAAAGUUCUGCAUUCAAUGCCCCAAAAACAGAGAAUGAAGAUGAAAUCAUGUUUUCCACUUCAAAUAUUUUGGAAUCUCAGGAAGCAGAUUUCAGCUUUCAAAAUCUGGGUUUGACUCACCAUUUGAGUCUACCUAGCUCUUCUACUAAGAUGUCAUCCAUAGAAAAGUUUCUUCAGAUUCAAGGUUCUGUUCCUUGUAAAAUUCGAGCCAAAAGAGGCUUUGCCACUCACCCAAGAAGUAUUGCAGAGAGGGUAAGAAGAACAAGAAUUAGUGAAAGAAUCAAGAAACUGCAAGACCUUUUUCCAAAAUCAGAAAAGCAAACAAGCACAGCAGAUAUGUUAGAUUUGGCAGUUGAGUAUAUUAAGGACCUGCAGCAAAAAGUUAAGAUACUCUCAGAUUGUAAGGCAAAGUGCAAAUGUACAAGUAAUGAGAAGCAUUACACUAGAACUUGUGCUUGAUUUAUUUGCAUGUAGAUAGCAAAAGGAUGGAAGAUUUUUUAGUGUGCCAAAGUUAGCAAUUGUAAUUAGAUAAAAUAAUGCUGACAUUUGCCUGGAGUGAGUUUAGGACCAGGUGAAUUUUUUUUUUUACUUUUUUUUUUCAUUUUUUCCCUUAAUUUCUUUUUCUUCAUAGUUUGAUUUAAGGAUCAUAAAGACCUAGCAUGUUUAGCAUGAGUUUUGUAGCUCUUCAUUAUUACAUAUAAGAAUUUAUGUUGAAAUUUAUAUGGA